ACAGCAACGGUUGUUGGAAUAUUUGCCGGCAUGUUGUAUGGAGGCAGCAAGGAGGCAUCUGCUUCUGUUAGCAAGGAUGCAGAAGUGAUGUUGAAGCUUGGGAGCACUCCAGAUAAACGUGAGCAAUAUCGGUUGAUGAGAGAUGCAAUGGAGAAGCGAUUUAUUCGAGUUACUAAGGGAUCAAUAAUUGGUGGAGUACGCCUUGGGAUGUUCACUGCUGCAUUUUAUGGUCUACAGAAUCUGUUAGCAGAAAAGCGGGGUGUUCAUGAUGUUUUUAAUGUUGCUGGAGCUGGAUCAGCCACUGCAGCGACAUUUGGUUUGAUCAUGCCAGGAUCACUUGUUUGGCGUGCAAGGAAUGUGGCAUUAGGAUCCGUUCUGGGAGCAGCAUUCUGUUUUCCUCUCGGUUGGUUACAUCUGAAGCUUGUAGAAAAAGCUAAUGAAGGGAACCCUGUUUCUUCACAUCCAGAAUUAGAUCGAAGGGAAGAAGUAAAGAGCGGGAUUAGUGCAGCAAUUGAGAGACUUGAAGAGAAUUUAAAGAAAUGAAAGCUUUACUCUUUUUGGCUGGGAAAAAAAAAACCAGAAGGCAAGAGUGGAGGGAGCAUUUCAAAUAGCAUUCAUAUGCUUUUUUGCUCUUGAAUAUAUAGGAAGAGAAAUAAUUCAAUGAAGUACCUCCAAAUGUUGAAUAUUUGUUUCCAAGAUUAUAGGGACUCUUAUCCUAUAAUAACUCAACAUAGGUUUAUAUAUAGCUAAUAUAGGUUUAUGGCUUAGCUUUUAUAUAAAUCAUUUCACCUGUGUUCA
Messenger RNA from Neltuma alba, 798 nucleotides. RefSeq lists its product as uncharacterized. Gene Ontology annotation, biological process: mitochondrial respiratory chain complex I assembly. NCBI's taxonomy places the organism in Eukaryota, Viridiplantae, Streptophyta, Magnoliopsida, Fabales, Fabaceae. Gene Ontology annotation, cellular component: mitochondrion. The annotation marks the transcript as partial. The transcript has 4 exons. The record is from RefSeq and is a predicted model, not a curated record.